AUUCAAAAUUCAUUACUUCAGUUUGAAGGAUGGGAAUUUGCUUUGAGCCCUGGACAAUUUAAUCUUAUUUCGAUCCUCCAAUUCCGUCGUACGAAAGAUGACUUCACGUACGAUAAGUGUGCUGAGCAUACUGAAAUAACUCUCAGCGAAGAUGGAAUGCUCAAAAUACGGGAUUGGACAAUGUCGAAACAACCACCUAAGCGGCCAGACACUGUCAGGCUAGUUAUGGAGACUCUCUGUCCUAGUGAUUUUCCAGCUCCAGAUGUCUCUUUUUUGUUUCUAAAACUCACAAUCAUUUUAUUUCCCAAGCGCCAAGCACAGCGAGAAGAUGUUAAAUUGUUCUGGAUUAUUAUUGAUAACGAAAAAGUCGACUUAGAUAGACGUUUGUUGAAAAAUAGGUUGGAGCAAUCCAAGGCCCAGUUUGCUGUUGAUCGUUAUGUGUCAGGGAAUGAAGCUCAUAUGAUCGCAGACAAGGAAAAAUUAAAUUAUAUGUUGGCCCUUGAUGUUCUCACAACACCACCACCCGGUACUUUUCUCACAACACAACCACCACCCGAUACUUUUCUCACAACACCACCACCACCCGAUACUUCUCUCACAACACCACCAUCCGAUACGCCACGAACACCAGAACACCAAAUUUAUCAAAAACAAGAUGACUAUUCCGAAUCAUUCGCUUCAUCUGAAGGACAAUCUCAUGGAUUUCUUUCUUCGGAUAUUUCGGACGAUUUGGUCGAUUUGAGUAAUUCAAUUAAGUCAAAUGAUCAUGACAACGACGAAGAUGAGUUCGGCGUAAAAGAUAAGGUUCUUUUCAAGCAGAGAUUUGAAGCGUUGGACAACUCGAGGAAAUGGAAAUUGAAGUCGGGAAGAUUUGUUGAAGAUGUGCUUUACGAGCUUGGGAUGCAAUGCCGAUACCAUAAUCUUGUUCACUCUUUUAUCAUCGAUACUGAGGAUAUCUUUAUUAAGAAUGAAUUUUCAGAAGAGGAAUUAUCCGAAAUUGUUGAAAAAAAGAAAGAACAAAGUAUACCGGAAAUCGACGAAGAGAUUCUUGAAUACAUCAACACAUUUGCCAAGAUUAUUAACAUACCAAUAUUGUACAGGGUUCGAAUACUUGAGAUGGAACCUAAUCCUCUCACUAUGGACAUGCCAGAAGCAUGGCACCGAAUCAAUGUCUGGCGAACGAUCGAUAUAAUGUUUUCCGAUACACCUUAUGUCUAUGUUGUUGGAGGUGAAAAGGCCGGGUUGGCCUGUUCAGAACGAAAAAACCGAUACAGAACUUUAGCAAAUAUAGGACCAACCCAGCGAAAAAAAACCGGUAAAAAGGGAGAUGCAUAUGUCAGGACGAUUGGUUCAACAUCAACCGAUUGGGCGGGGUCAGAAGCUGGACAUAAAUGGGAUGGUCCACACGGCACCAAAUUAAUGAAAGAGUCUGGUCUUAGUUUACCGAGAACUCUUAAGGAUAUUUUCGUCCAUCUCGCUGACAAGAUUGGUUUCGAAGAACAAAAAAUGAGAAAGCUGAACAUAAUUGGCUUUGUUCAUGCAGGUGCGGUGUUGAUGAGGGUCAGUCUUGAUUGCCCGGCCGGGUACAUUUGCCGGUACAGCAGGAGAAAUCUACUAGAAGUCUACGCGGAUGUAAGCAACUUCGGAAAAUCUUUAGACGUGUUAGUUGAAAUAAUCCAAGCAAAGAUUGUGAAUGAUCUAGACAAUAAUAGUAAUGUUUCAAGGUGGAAACAGCAGAUGAAAUCAAAUUCAAAACGAUCUCUUGAUAUGCCUGAUGUCCAUCCAACACCAAAGAAACGUAAAGACAAAGAAAAGGGAAAAAGGGAAGUCAAGACUGAUUCACAUAUUAAUUAUGAUCUUCCUAGAAUGCGUGGGAAUGAGACUCCAUCAGAUUGGAAAGAUCGAAUUUGGGACACAUUAAUGUGUAAUGUUUGGUUCGGAGUAAAUAUAGGAAUAUGCUAUUCUUGUAAUCAGCUCGUCUUUUCCAAAUUAGGAAGCGGGUAUGAGUAUUUCCAUGCAUUCUUUAUGGAUAAGCAUUGGCAUACAAAUUGUACUGGAAAUGAAUAUUGUGAUAUGAGCUUCGAAGACUACAAGAAGCUGAAAAAUAAUCCUCCACCUUGCUAUUUCACAAAGAAGGCAAUCCGUCGAUAUGAGAUGUGGUUGGAAAAUGUAUCAAAUAGGAUUAGACGUAUCAGGCAAAAGCAUAAGGUGCAAACCUGUUCAAUAUCAGAGUUACUAUCCCAAAGAGAAUCUUGGAUGAAUAAGCCACGUUCAUUAACCCCUCCUCCUUUGCCACCAAAACCUGUUGCAUUAAUGGGCGGUCUUGAGAGAUACCCUAUGCGACGUAGUGUAAGUGCACCUGAAAUUUCGGCCUAUAGAUUUGAGAGAAGCCGUAUCUUGAUUGAUGCUGAGGAAUAUUUUAAUUCUGUUCAAAAUAAUGCAAAUAGGAGAUAA
Messenger RNA from Funneliformis caledonium, 2454 nucleotides. The record is from the annotation of a GenBank genome assembly. NCBI's taxonomy places the organism in Eukaryota, Fungi, Glomeromycota, Glomeromycetes, Glomerales, Glomeraceae.